Armigeres subalbatus is the source of this 1440-nucleotide messenger RNA. RefSeq names its product protein flightless-1-like. Gene Ontology annotation, cellular component: extracellular matrix. Gene Ontology annotation, molecular function: protein binding. The transcript is spliced from 4 exons. NCBI's taxonomy places the organism in Eukaryota, Metazoa, Arthropoda, Insecta, Diptera, Culicidae. The record is from RefSeq and is a predicted model, not a curated record. The coding region runs from base 1 to 1134 and encodes 377 amino acids.
AUGUCGGACAGUAACCCGAUGAAAAUGGACCUCGCUAACGAUCCGACGGGCACAAGAAGGCAAGAUGCGCCGCAGGUGGAUCGAUCAGAUAUCCCAGACGAUUUGCGGAAGAAAAUUUGCGGAACCUCUACAGACUGCGUGGUUGACGACGUGAAUCUAUGGACCAAGCAUAAUGGAGAAGACUUUUAUGCACUAAUCCUCAUUCUAGUUGCAUCUUUGCCAUCGAACGGACACACAGUCUCCAGGAUGGUCAGUCUUAGUAAUUUUCUAUGGAUAUGCACUGUUUUCACCGUUUCGACUGCAUCACAAAUGCAUUUCAACUGCACAACUGCUCGUCAGAAAGUCUGUGAAAUAACGAACAUAAUUAUAACUGAGUAUACCGAUGUUUCGGAAUGGGAUUUCCCAGAUAAUCCUGAUAUUGCGUUUGGGAGUCACCCUCUGCCAGACGAAUCAACUAUCAUAACAAUGAUUACGAGAGAAGUGUCGGAAAAACUAACUAAUGCUCAGAACAUCGAGAUGCAAAACGUUUCACUGAUGUCAUUCUUCCUCUGGGAACACCUUAUCAGUCUCGAUGUAUCUUACAAUUAUCUCUCGGAACUAAUUGUUGAUCCAACAGCGAUGUACAACUUGAAAUCUCUCAACAUGAAGCAUAAUCGUCUUCAGAGCAUCGACUUUCUGAAAGGCCUCUACAAAUUACGAGAUCUGGACCUCAGCAACAACUAUCUGGAGAAAAUCGACUUAUCGAUACUGGACCCAGCGAAAGACUUGGCCACCCUGAAGCUCUCCAAUAACCGUAUCCGAACGAUUACAACGUCCUUUGGAGAUAUGCUGCAUUUGCCACGACUGACGGUGCUAAUGUUAGACCAUAACCAACUUACCAUCCUGGACGCCAGUCGGUGGCAGUUUAACGUACUUCAGGACUUCUUCCUUUCGAGUAACCGCCUAUCCUAUAUAAGCAUGUGUGAAAUCCAGAAUUCGUUCCCACGAUUGCAGUCGCUCUACUUGGAUGGUAACAACUGGGAGUGCUCUCAUCUGAACAGCACCGUAGCCCAGCUUCACGAGUUGGGUGUGAAGUUGGUUAAUCACAAUUCUCACACCUGCAUGGAGGCCAUCGAUGGAAUUUGUUGCUCUUAAUCAUGAUCAAUCCUCACGUAUCAAAACUAUAGUAAGCUUAAAAGUAAGUUCCAACAGCUUAUUUCUCGUUCAAACAAAACCUGUCUAAUAUAAUUUGUCAAAGCCAACGGAAUCCCAAAUAAAGAAGUUAAUAUACGGCGCCGUGCUUCAGUCUUUAUUCGACUAAUUAUGAACUUCCUUGCUGCUUGGAUUGUCUGCUCCGUCUUAUCUCACCUGCUUAAUCGCAUUACUUAGCGUCACAUACCGUGCCAAUUUGGUGCAAUAAAAGGAAUGGAAUGCUGUUUUGUGCGACAAAAAAAGGGAUUG